Molecule: messenger RNA, 1977 nt
Organism: Toxorhynchites rutilus septentrionalis
Lineage: Eukaryota; Metazoa; Arthropoda; Insecta; Diptera; Culicidae
Exons: 2
Coding region: 1-1977 (658 amino acids)
Molecular function (GO): RNA-DNA hybrid ribonuclease activity; nucleic acid binding
Source: RefSeq, a predicted model, not a curated record
AUGGCGAACCGACGGCUCGUCACCUACCUGACCGAAAACAAGAAGUUGGACUGCCGACAGUUUUCCUUUCGACCGGGGAUGGGCACAAACACGUAUUUCGCAUCCCUUGGAGAGGUGGUAGCUGAGGCCAGAAAAAAUCGACAGCAUCUGGAGAUGGUAGCCCUGGAUCUAGAGAAGGCGUACAACCGAACCUGGAUUCCAUUAGUUCUUAAAACACUGGCUGACAGGGGGGUAGACGGCAACCUGCUGCACUUUGUUCAAAACUUCGCGACAAACCGGACCUUUGAGGUAAAAGUCGGGAGCACCAGCUCCAGGCGCUUUCAUGAAGAAACUGGUGUACCUCAAGCUUCCGUCUUAGCCGUCACACUCUUCCUGUUAGCGAUGAACAGCCUGUUCCGGGUUAUACCGAAGGGAGUAUGCGUAUUCACGUAUGCGGACGACAUCCUUUUGGUAGUGGUGGGGAACACGCACAGGGCACCACGCAUCAAGAUCCAGGCAGCUACCAAUGCUAUCGGUAAAUGGGCUGUCGAACGAGGUUUUCGACUUUCGGCGCAAAAGAGUGGUCACAUGGUGGUAUGCAGUCACAAACACCAAGGUUGCAAUUCGGGAGUCAAAAUCUACAACGACCGCAUUCCCCGCCGUAGAACGUUGAGAAUCCUGGGAGUGGUGGUCGAUUGCAACCUGAACUUCCAGCACCAUUUCGACGAGGUGAAGAAAAGCUGUGCCACCCGGUUAAACCUCUUAAAAACCAUCUCCAAACCUCACCGGAGUAACAACCGAACGAUCCGUUUACGGGUGGCCAAAGCCAUCAUCAAUAGCCGCCUCACCUACGGUCUCGAAGUGACAUGCCUGGCCAGAGAUAAACUCCUAAAAACUCUAUCACCGAUUUACAACAAUGCACUACGGAUUAUCUCUGGUCUGCUACCAUCAACACCAGCAGCCUCGGUAUGCGCCGAAAUAGGAGAACCUCCGUUUGACAUUUUUGUGGACGCGGCGAUAGUUUCCAGAACUGCGAGCUUUCUUGCUAAAACCAGCGGAGCAGGUGACACACUCAAACGCCCCUCGAUAGCUAAACAGCUUUGGUUUGGGACUAACGACUGGAGGUUGCCGGUGGUCCAAGUGGAUGAUACAAUCAGGAACAACUUUCGAGCUGGGGCGAGCUCUGUGGGUCUGAAGCAAACCUUUGUCGAACUUGUCUCAAAAAAAUAUCACAAUUAUGAAAUUCGCUACACGGACGGUUCCAAAGGGAUGCAAGGAGUUGGUUUCGGGGUAAGCGGUCAUAAUAACUCUCUUAUUUCCAGCAAGAAGCUCGUCGACAUUUGCCAGGUUUUCUCGGCCGAAGCUGCCACUAUACCGUCAAGCAAAUCGAUCCUGAUAGUUACCGACUCGGCUAGCGUCAUCGAUGCCGUUGGCGCGGCUAUAACUAGGCACCCAUGGAUACAAGCUAUCAGGAGGUAUCUGCUGCCGGAUAUAGUCCUCAUGUGGGUCCCCGGACAUAGUGGCAUAGCCGGCAAUGAAGCGGCCGACCGUUUCGCUGGAAUCGGUCAGCUUGGACAACUUUUGACGCGCAAAGUACCGCUAGACGACAUCAGACUAUGGAUCGCCAACACAUUCAAAACUUUUUGGGCGGAAAAAUGGUCCGUUGAAGCGACGCUGUUCCUCCGGAGAAUCAAAGGAUCCAUCACCAGAUUCGAAGACGUCAAAACGAUGAGAGAGCAACGAAUCUUAUCCAGGUUAAGAACCGGCCACUGCAACAUGUCACACAACUUCAACAGAGGACCCUUUCAUCCCCUUUGUGACUUGUGCGAGAUUCGCAAUUCAGUCGAACACAUCCUCUGUAUUUGCCAAAAGUAUGAGAACCUCCGGAACUCACACGGGAUCAGCGGGAGCAUUCGAGAUGUGCUUGGCGACGACCCUUCACAAACUACUGCACUGCUCUGUUUUUUGAAAGAUGCCGAUCUGUACUUUAAAAUUUGA